UGUUUUCAAAACUGUGUAAAAUCAUAAAAUAGUGUAAAUAGUUUAUUUUAAUGCAAUUUGUAGCUUAAAAAUAUAAAAUGAAUUUGCGCCAACUGCAACAGUGUACAAAAAAUAUUUUGCUUUGCUUCAACAACAGCAGAGCUAUACAAAUUAGGGAAAUAAGCAACACAAAAUGCUUACGUCGUUCGCUAGAGCCGGUGCUAGAGCAAAACAAAUCCUCAUCCAAAGAAGUCUUGACGCACUUUGAAUUCCAUGGACAAUGGCCGGCGGAGGAGCAACAACUUUUCAUAAAAGAUUUGCGUUUGCAUACAGAUUUCAUAACCAACGAGGAAGAAACCAAAUUGCUGGAAGAAAUUGAACCUUAUAUGAAACGUCUACAUUACGAAUUUGAUCACUGGGACGAUGCUAUACAUGGCUUCCGCGAAACGGAGCGUAAGCAAUGGUAUCCACAUAACCGCGCAGUGCUCGAGCGUGUGCGUCAAACUGCCUUCGAUGGUGCAAUAAUGCCUUAUGUACACAUACUUGAUUUGGCUGCGGAGGGCGUCAUCAAGCCGCAUGUGGAUAGCACCAGGUAUUGCGGCAACACAAUAGCCGGCAUUAGUUUGCUAAGCGAUAGCGUAAUGCGUUUGGUGCGCGUUGAUGAGCGUAAAUACCUACAAGGCAAGGCUGUGGAAGCGCCGGAGGUUGCCAGCACAUCAGCACAAAAUACUGCGGAUGCAGAUGAUGCAUAUCGCAAUCGUCCAGAAACCACUUUGGAAAACAAUUUCUAUGUUGAUGUGCUGCUGCGUCGUCGCUCUUUGUACAUAAUGAGUCACUCUUCACGCUAUAACUUUACGCAUGAAAUACUGGGCAACGAUGUGUCACAUUUUCAGGGACAACGCGUGAAAAAGGAUCGUCGCAUAUCGAUUAUUUGCCGCAAUGAUCCAUAAA
This is a messenger RNA of Bactrocera dorsalis (oriental fruit fly), 930 nucleotides long. Its product is annotated as alpha-ketoglutarate-dependent dioxygenase alkB homolog 7, mitochondrial. The record is from RefSeq and is a predicted model, not a curated record. Gene Ontology annotation, cellular component: mitochondrial matrix. The transcript has 5 exons. Lineage: Eukaryota; Metazoa; Arthropoda; Insecta; Diptera; Tephritidae. Gene Ontology annotation, biological process: fatty acid metabolic process; DNA damage response. The coding region runs from base 78 to 929 and encodes 283 amino acids.